AUGAGCCCCAGUGCCUUAACUGGGGAUGUGGAGAAGAAGACAGGGAAGGUGCUGGGGGAGUUCUGCAGGUGCUACAAGGAGCAGUACGGGGUAGCUCUGUUCAACAGCGUCCGCUAUGAGAUCGAGGGCAACGGGGGCCCGCAGGCACAGCUGCUGCACCGCAAGGUCCCUCUGGAGGACCAUGUCAUCUACUCGGGCAACAUCUUCCAGUACAUCGAGGAGAACAAGAAGUGGCGGAACCGGUUCUGCGUCGUCCCGCACAACUACGGCCUGGUCCUCUACGAGAACAAACUGGCCUACGAGCGGGAGCUGCCGCCCCGUGUGCUGGUCAACAGCGCCGGCUACAAGGUGCUCACCUCCGUGGAGCAGUACCUGGAGCUGGUGAACAACAGCCUGCCUGGUGUGACACCCAAAUCGGGGCACUCCCCCAUCCUGAAGUGCCCCACGGAUUUCCCCCUCAUCCUCUGGCACCCCUAUGCCAGGCACUACUAUUUCUGUGUGAUGACGGGCAAGGAGCAGGACAAGUGGCGAGCGGUGUUCCAGGACUGCGUCCGGCACUGCAACAACGGGAUCUCUGAGGACUCCAGGGUGGAGGCUCCAGCCUUCACGGACGCCGUGCGCAUGUACCGCCAGGCCAAGGAGCAGUUCGGCACCUGGGACAUGCUGUGUGGGAAUGAGACCCAGGUCCUGAGCAACCUGGUGAUGGAGGAGCUGCUGCCCGAGCUCAGGAGCACCAUCGGCCCCCGGCUGAAGGGGAAGGCUCCGGAGCGCCAGCGGACCUGGAUCCAGAUCUCAGAUGCCGUGUACAGGAUGGUCUAUGAGCAGACCCAGGCCCAGUACGACGCUGCCAGGGCGCGCUGUGAGCAGGAGCGGCCCCGGCUGGAGAGCACCAUCCGCACCGACAUGGACCAGAUCAUCACCUCCAAGGAGCACCUGGCCAGCAAGAUCCGAGCCUUUGUGCUGCCCAAAGCAGAGGUCUGUGUGAGAAACCACGUCCAGCCCUACAUCUCCUCCAUCCUGGAGGCCCUGAUGACCCCCACGAGCCAGGGCUUUGCCGAGGUGAGGGAGGUGUUCUUCAAGGAGGUGACGGACAUGAACAUGAACGUCGUCAACGAGGGUGGCCUGGAGAAGCUGGUGGAGUACAUGGAGAAGCUGUCCCACCUGGCCUUCCACCCCGUGAAGAUGCAGUCGUGCUAUGAGAAGAUGGACCAGCUGAAGCUGGAGGGUCUCCAGCAGCGAUUCGAUGUCUCCAGCACGUCUGUCUUCAAGCAGAGGGCCCAGAUCCACAUGAGACAGCAAAUGGAUGAUGCCGUGCACACCUUCGAGACGCUGCUGCACCAGGAGCUGGGGAAGCUGCAGGGCAAGGACGACCUGUGCAAGUCCAUCCAGCGCAUCCUCGAGAGGGUGCUCAAGAAAUUUGACUACGACAGCAGCACGGUGAGGAAGAAGUUCUUCAGGGAGGCCCUGCUGCAGAUCACCAUCCCCUUCCUGCUGAAGAAGCUGGCACCCACCUGCAAGGGGGAACUGGCCAAGUUUCAGGAGCUGAUCUUUGAGGACUUUGCCAGCUUCAUCCUGGUGGAGAACACCUACGAGGAGGUGGUGCUGCAGUCAGUCAUGAAGGACAUCAUGCAAGGGUGCUGGGGGCUGCACAAGGAGGGGUGA
Molecule: messenger RNA, 1662 nt
Organism: Manacus vitellinus (golden-collared manakin)
Lineage: Eukaryota; Metazoa; Chordata; Aves; Passeriformes; Pipridae
Gene: NIBAN2
Product: niban apoptosis regulator 2
Exons: 14
Coding region: 1-1662 (553 amino acids)
Source: RefSeq, a predicted model, not a curated record